Messenger RNA from Engraulis encrasicolus (European anchovy), 1495 nucleotides. It is a transcript of the gene dhrs7, whose product is annotated as dehydrogenase/reductase (SDR family) member 7. Gene Ontology annotation, molecular function: oxidoreductase activity. The record is from RefSeq and is a predicted model, not a curated record. Lineage: Eukaryota; Metazoa; Chordata; Actinopteri; Clupeiformes; Engraulidae. The coding region runs from base 155 to 1192 and encodes 345 amino acids. The transcript is spliced from 7 exons.
UUUCUUAACUCGAAGUCUGUCGGACUGUCACUUUAAUAGCUCUGUCUGUGUAUGCCUGGUUGUAGGAGUGUGACAUUAUACGCGCAGAAGGUUAUUCUCAGUCAAUUCAGUGAGCACGCUCUGAAGAAAUUUUACAGCUCAAGCGUAUUGCAAGAUGUGUCUAUUAGAUGAAUGGUUACCAGUGGAUAUGACUGUCGGAUGCAUGCUUCUCAUUGUCACAGCAGUUUGUGUAGUGUUGCAGGUGCUGCGUUUCAUCUUCGCUGAUGCUGACUUCACUUUGCUGUGGUCAGCUUCUUUUGGACACAAACCUGAGUCUAUUCUGAGGGGUCAGGUAGUGUGGAUCACGGGCGCGUCCAGUGGCAUCGGCGAAGAGCUGGCCUAUCAACUAGCAGAGAUUGGAGCUCGGCUGGUCUUGUCAGCACGCCGAGAGAAUGAACUACAGAGAGUGAAAAGAGAAUGUUUGGGACGAUCUAAACUACAUGAUGAGGAUAUCCUAGUUCUCCCACUUGAUCUACUGGACAGGACGUCCCAUGAGCCUGCAACAGCAACUGUUGUGGAGCAUUUUGGAAAAAUUGACAUGCUCAUAAACAAUGGUGGACGUAGCCAGCGGUCGCUGUGUCUAGAGACUGCCGUGGAGGUGUAUGAGGCCCUGAUGGAGCUCAACGUCCUGGGCACCGUGUCCCUCACCAAGAGCGUGCUGCCCCACAUGGUCCAGAGGGGUGUUGGUACUGUGACUGCUGUCAGCAGUGUGGUGGGCAUCGCAGGGGCUCCGCUGGCCACCGGCUACGCUGCCAGCAAACACGCCUUGCAGGGUUUCUUUAAUUCGUUGAGGAUAGAGCUGGCUGAUUAUCCUGGCCUCACCAUCAGCACCAUUCUCCCAGGGCCGGUGCAGUCCCAAAUAGUCCAGAAUGCCUUUACUGAGUCGCUUAAUAAGCCAUUGGUUGAGACAGGGAACCAGCAGCACAAGAUGGCCACCUCUCGCUGUGCACGCCUCAUCUUGUGUGGCUUGGCCAAUCGAGUGAAAGAGAUGUGGAUUGGCCAGCAGCCAUUUCUUUUGUAUUUCUACGUGUGGCAGUACACACCUACGUUAGCCUGGUUUGUGACGAACCUAUUGGGCAAGAAGAGAAUUCAGAACUUCAAGGCUGGACUGGAUGCUGACUCUGCUUACUUCACAAAGCCAAAAUCUCAAUGAAGGAUGGUGUUCAUGGUCAACCGUUACGAAUCUCAUUGGAUGACACAUCUGAUUAACUUUACUAAUCAAGGGCCGAAUAACCCUACAACUGAAUCUGACCGUAACCUUGUAAGCAGUGUUGUAUUUUUAAGAAUCAAGACAAUGAAUUGUUAAAUUCAGCACAACUAUAGAUGUUCUUCCGUUCCCUCAAAAAUAUGAAAUAAAAUGAACCAUCGAUUAUUUUUUUGUGAAAAAAAAAGCGUUUUACUGUAAUAAACUGUACAUACAAUAACAUUUUACAGAAAUAAAAUGCAUUUAUACAAG